Messenger RNA from Fusarium venenatum, 1515 nucleotides. RefSeq lists its product as uncharacterized. The record is from RefSeq and is a predicted model, not a curated record. Lineage: Eukaryota; Fungi; Ascomycota; Sordariomycetes; Hypocreales; Nectriaceae.
AUGAGACUCAUCAACCUUUCGGCUGCCCUUGUGGGUGCCCUAUCCGCGCCAUCAAUCGUCGCUGCCAAGUCCCACGGCCAUCGCCAUGGUCAACAUUCUGCCCUUGAAUCUCGUCCUCUCCAAAAGCGAGGAGGACAAUGCCAGUUUCCUACCGAUGACCCCAACAUGGUCGCCGUCACUCCUGAUGCGAAGAAUGCCGGUUGGGCCCUUAGCCCUGAUCAGGAGUGCAAGCCUGGAAGCUACUGUCCCUUUGCCUGCAAGCCCGGUAUGGUUAUGAACCAAUGGGAUCCGGAUUCCACCUACGAGUAUCCCUCUUCUAUGGACGGAGGUCUCUUCUGUAACAAGGAUGGUGAAAUUGAGCAGCCUUUUGAGGGCAAGCCUAACUGUGUCUCUGGCACUGGCUCCGUCGAGGCUGUCAACAAGUGUGGUUCUACAAUGUCUUGGUGCCAGACUGUCCUGCCUGGUAACGAGGCCAUGCUUAUCCCUACUGUUGUUUCGUCUAGUGCAACUCUGGCUGUUCCCGGAUCUUCCUACUGGUGCUCCACCGCCGCUCACUUCUACAUCAACCCCCCUGGUACUGGCGAGGAGGGCUGCAUCUGGGGUACUGAAGACAAGCCUGUUGGUAACUGGAGCCCUUACGUUGCUGGUGCCAACACAGAGUCAAACGGCCAGACUUUUGUCAAGAUUGGCUGGAACCCUAUCUGGGAGGACUCUGCCUUGAAGAGCACACUCCCUGACUUUGGUGUUGAGAUCCAGUGCCCUGACGGUGGCUGCACCGGUCUCCCUUGCAAGAUCGAUCCUACCAAGGGCAAGGGAAACGUUGGCAGUGAGCUUUCUGCCAAGGGCGCUGGUGGCUCAGCCUUCUGCGUCGUCACCGUCCAGAAGGGUUCAACUGCCCAAAUCGUUGCUUUCUCUACCAGUGGUGGCGGUUCAGGAUCUGGCGAUGAUGACGAGGAUUCCGAAGAUUCUGAGUCUUCCACUGCCGAGGCCGAGGCCUCUACCACCGCUGAGGUCGAGCCAACCACUUCUGAGGAAGUAGAGGUUAGCACCACCGAGGAGCCUUCAACUACCGCAGAGCCUACCACUUCUGCCGCUCCUACUACCUCUGCUCAGCCCACAACCACCAGCGCAGCGGAGACAACCUCUACACCCGCGGAGACCACCACUGAGCAGCUGUCGACUUCUGCUGCCGAGACUUCUUCUUCUUCUUCUGAGGAGCCUACUUCAACCAGCUUCACGUCCGCUACUUCUUCCAAUACCAAGACCAAGGUACAGAAGGCCACCUCGACCACAUACACCAGAAAGAUCUACCCUACCGUCAAGCCCGGUAUCUUCCGUGAGAACGGUACCACCACUUCUACCGCCUCCGAGACCGAGGAGACUGCUGCCGCUACUGAGGCAGACUCUGGAGUUGCUCCCACUGAGACCAAGGAUAGUGGAGCUGGUCGUGACCAGGGCAAUGCUGCCCUCGCCGGCCUCGUCGUUGCUUUCAUCGCUGCCGCUUGUUUCUUCUAA